GGUGAGUUCCUCCUCGCCUCAGUCCAGUCCUGCACAAGCUUCCAUUCAGCUCCCAGGAUCGUUCAUACAGUGAUUGCGUCUCUCGUACUACUUCGCUCUUCCAUCGGUUCUUCUCGUCCUGUCUUCGUAUAUUUAUAUAUUUGCUUUUCCGUUGAAAAACGUCGCUUGGGGGAACGACUCGAAGAUUCUUGAGGUGUGAGAGCAACAGACUGAUUCGGACGCGUACGUAAUUUGCUGUCCUCCAAGCCUGAAAAAUCUGUCGGCGAGCCGCAUCUGAGAGUCAAAUCGGCAGGAAAUCAUUGCUAAUAACGAGGAUGAAGCUUCACGCGAGUGCAUUUAUCGGCCUGGCGAUCGUGGCGAGCAUGCAGCACAGUUUCGUCGAUGCCUGGGGUGGGCUCUUCAAUCGUUUCACUCCGGAAAUGCUCUCGAAUCUUGGAUAUGGAGGUCACGGAGGCAGUUACGUCAACCGGCAGUCGUAUCUUCAGCGACCAUUGACGGGUAAUUACGCAAAUUCAUACGGCGACUCGGCCGAAGCUGCACUGUCGGACGACCCUUGCUACUUGAAGAAAUGUACGGCCAAUGAACACUGCUGUCCGGGUUCGGUGUGUGUCGACGUCGACGGAGAAAUUGGCUCCUGUUUAUUCGCAUUCGGACUGAAGCAGGGGGAACUUUGCAGACGGGAUAAUGACUGCGAGACUGGACUCAUGUGCUCCGAUGUCGCAGGCGGUGAAACGAGGUCCUGCCAACCACCGGUCACGUCGAACAAACAAUACAGCGAGGAGUGCAACAUGUCAGGGGAGUGUGACAUAAGCCGUGGUUUGUGCUGUCAGUUGCAGCGGCGCCAUAGGCAGUCGACGCGAAAGGUUUGUUCGUACUUCAAAGACCCGUUAGUGUGCAUCGGUCCGGUCGCGACGGAUCAGAUAAAGUCCGUAGUGCAGUACACUUCCGGUGAGAAGCGGAUCACCGGUCAGGGCAAUCGUAUAUUAUUUAAGCGAGGCCUCUUCGUCUAGACGAGCAGAAUUAUUAAAAACUAAUGAAUUCCCCGAGCCUCUUCCCAAGAGUCCCUUUCCCCGAUCCCCGAUUCCCGAAGCAGAGAGAGAGAGAGAGUUUUAAGGGGGAAAAAAACACAAAUCAAACUCAAUUUAACUGUCGUGAAAGUAAUUAAGCUCUUAAGAUUUCUCGGCGUAGAUCGUCGUUUCCGAAUCUCUUUACUUUCCGAUUACUUUCGAUUGAAUCGGUGUCGUAAGAGCGCCGACGACCGUCCCGUACGGAUUUUUAUUUCGAGCGCGCCUUCCGGCUCCGGAGGCUCGAGCAGCAAUUUCGAAAAGAUAAAAAUGGAGUUUUCAACGAAAGAAGGCUCGUCGACGCUUGGGUUUCUCGGUCGAGUGAAAAGCUUCCGAUUUCCUCGCUGAAUCAUUGCGACUGAAUAAUACAAAACAUAUCAGAGAGUAGCGCAGUUUACUCUUCAACUAAGAUACAUAUACUACGAUAACGCAAAGUUUACAAUUACGAAAUUUACGCUCGUUAUUAAUCCUUUCGAUGGUUACGAUCCUCCCGAAAUUCCAACACUACAGCCCCAGUCAUAGUGGUUCCCAAAGUGACAAAAGCCCUCAGCACCCAUUCGACAUCCCCCCGAAACCAAAUUGCAAUCUAAACGUCCCGAAAUACGCAAAAAAAAAAUACCAAACACCGUUCAAAUCCAAAGUCACGAAAACCAGCAGUAAAAAACAAAAUAUUCAAAAACAGUUUUUUCCAAACUCCCUCGAACCAGAACACCGAAUUCCGAACACGAAGUAGAAAGAAUGAGAGAAAAACAAACGAUAAACAAUUAUACAAACGAAUGAGAUAAAUAUAACCAUUCGACAAAACAUAUAUCACACGCGAAUGCCUAAAAGCAUUGGAGGGAGAGCUUCAAACUAUCAAUGUUAUUGCGAGAAUAUUCUAUUGAAAUUAUAUUUUUAUCUUCGACUCAAUAUGUAUACACUCACGAGCUCUAUAUAUUUCCAUAGUAUUCAUUCCAGAUAUAAGUGUAUACUUCCAUGGGUAGUUGCAUUACUACGCCAUAUAUAUGUAUACAAAUAUUAUAUAUAUAUACAUUAUAGAGUUUAAUUAUAUACACAUGAAAAUUCCAUAUACAAAUGUAUUUACGAUUAUUAUUUUGGUUGUUAUUAUUAUGGGGAUUAUUGUAGUUAUAAUUGGAUUAGGUGUAGUACAGACGACCCUAGAAUUCGAGGAGUUGUUCGAUGCUGCACGAAGCACCGAGUCGAAGUAAUUUCAAUGUGAAAUUCAUCUUGAGAUUUGUUCGAGGCUUUCUCUCGAUGCGAGCCCUCUCUUCGAUUUUUUAAAUUUAUUUAUCGAGGGUUUCGUCGUCGAGAAAAUGUGGGAUUUAAAGAGAAAUACAUUGGCUUGUGAAUCGAGAGUUUUAUGGUUAUUGUGAGAAACGUUGGAAAUUACGUGGAAAUUGGAUUCGUUUGAUGGGGGUUCAGAUAGGUGGGUUGAUUUGAAAUUUAGACUUUGGGUAAUAAGCGUGUAGUUUUUAUGGGAAUUUAUGGAAAAUUUGAUACUCGAGGGUGAUGUUAUUUGUUUGGGAAUUUUAUUCGGGGAGGGGGUAACGAAAUUGGGUUUUAUUGGAUCGAAUGUUAUGAGAAAUCGAAGAGGAGGUCGUUCGGUGUGGAAAUACUCGUGCACAAAUUUCUUAUCCGCCCUUUGGCCUAUGUAUCACGGGCGUUUACGAUUUGACCUUCGCACGACCUUGAACGGCUAUCGGUCUCCAUCGCUCUGAAAGCACCCUUUUACCCCCGUUGCAUAGGUCAAGGUCAUACCCUAUUUCCUGCCCCCACCCCUACGAGCGUAGUGCCUCUCUUCCGCGUCUUCGGUUUCGAUUUUAUUGUCUUUCGUUUGUUUUUUUUUGAACGUCCACUGGGACAGAGGAAAUCUGAAAAUGUUGAUAUUCGAUCGCCUGCUCGACUCUGAGAUGCGAAUCUCUGCGCAGCAGCUGGAGAUCUCAAGGUCGAAGCAAACAGCAGGAUAAUUAAUUUGUCGAGUUAACCUUUCCUACUGCUGGCUUCAACACUGAGCUAGCAACGCGCUGCUUCAUCGAUUUUUUCAAAAAAGUUACCCGGGAAUGAUAAAACUUUUUAUAUUUUUGCUUCGUGUGAUUUUUAAGAAUUUUUGUAUGACGAUAGAUUUGCAUUAUUGCUAAGUCCGUUGCGAUGAAAUAUUUGGAUUGGUCUCGAAACGAACGAUGGAGUGGUGGGUUCUCUACGAUUCAACACACAAAGAAAACAUAUCAAGUUAGAAAGUAAGAACUAUUAAUUCUUAAGGUAGUAAAAAUUGGAGAGCCCUGUAAGGUUUCAACGUUAAUUGCACAGAAAAACGAACGAUUAUUUUAUUUUGUUCGUACGAUGUAAUGAACCAUUUAUUUUCUACUUCAAAUAUUUUAUUUUACAGAAAAAUCUUUAUAUUUACACUAAUGCAUGAAAAUUCGGAGUAAAUAUCUUGUCAUUCGACGUACGAAGGAACACUGUGCUAUGCGAAUACCCAUGUGGAAAGCAAAACAACAACAUAAAUGUAUCGAACGUAAAGCAAAAACAGCGUGUUUUAGUGAUCCAGACAUUUUGGCCUCUAGGCUCCGAGUCGAAAGUACCUCUUACCAAGUAAUUUACAUAUAUAUAUGAAAAACAAAAUAUAUAUAUAUAUACACAAACAUAUCAAUCCACUCGAGGAAAUUAUUAUGUGUACGACUUAUAUGUGUAUAAUUGUUCACGAUUGUAAAAUGUCAACAAAAGAAAAUUGAAAAAAAACAAGCAAGAUUAAUAGUUGAACGUGAAAUACAUUACUGUGCAAAAAAUGA
This is a messenger RNA of Venturia canescens, 3853 nucleotides long. It is a transcript of the gene spab, whose product is annotated as space blanket. The coding region runs from base 315 to 1010 and encodes 231 amino acids. The transcript is spliced from 5 exons. NCBI's taxonomy places the organism in Eukaryota, Metazoa, Arthropoda, Insecta, Hymenoptera, Ichneumonidae. The record is from RefSeq and is a predicted model, not a curated record.